AUGCCGUCUUCAGGACCAAUCCGCCGUGCUAUUGCUCCUGUUUUGCGAACUAUGAGGGACAGAAUUACAGAUGCUAAUGGACUUUUGGAUCAACCAGUGAUCAAUCAGGCAACAACUAAUGGACUUCGCGUGGUCAGAACUCAACUGGAAUCGUCAAUGGAACGUGUGAAUGAACUCAAUACUCGUUGGCUGGAACACAUGGACAACUUGGAAGAAAAUGCUCUACAAGCAGAAGAGGAACUUUAUGACAACUUUCCGCCGCAACCUGAGGCUGAACAGGAUUUGCCGCAUGAACACUUUAUGGACUUACACGAGAGAGCAAGAGGAAUUGUGGAACUAAUCAACCUGACUAUGGAGGGUCACCAGGGCCAGCAGCUGCCCACACAACAAGUGAAUCAACCGAAUGUGAUACAGAACAUGGUGGAAUGCAUUUUCAGUCGCAGUUGA
This is a messenger RNA of Meloidogyne enterolobii, 447 nucleotides long. Lineage: Eukaryota; Metazoa; Nematoda; Chromadorea; Rhabditida; Meloidogynidae. The record is from the annotation of a GenBank genome assembly.